Falco peregrinus (peregrine falcon) is the source of this 3181-nucleotide messenger RNA. It is a transcript of the gene BRD3OS, whose product is annotated as BRD3 opposite strand. The transcript has 2 exons. The record is from RefSeq and is a predicted model, not a curated record. Bases 714 to 983 code for a protein of 89 amino acids. NCBI's taxonomy places the organism in Eukaryota, Metazoa, Chordata, Aves, Falconiformes, Falconidae.
CCGUGAUGCGCUCGGGAGGCGCCUCCGCGGCUGCUCCGAGCGGCGCCGGGGCCGGGCCGGGCCGCGCAGCACGGUUGAAGCCCCGCAGCCGUGCCGCGCGCACCCCAGUGGGUACCAUCACCCGGCGGGAGGCAGCAUCUUCUGCAUCCCGGGGGCCCGCGAAGCCCCCGGCCGCCCCCCGGCCGCAGCGUGCGGCACAGGCGGGGCGCUCCUGCACGGGCCUGGGUGCUGGUGGCCUCUUCAGUCUGACCUCUCCGCUCUGCCCUACGGCUUCAGGGUCCGUUCUUCAGGGAAGCAAAACCCAUCCAAGAGCCGCUCAGCCUGUCCUGCCCGGCUGUGGAGCAAGCCCACCACUGCUGCUCACACCUGCUGAGAUACUUCAUGGGCUCUCAACAAGCAGCUCGUGUGCACGUGGUCCCUCCGCAAGAUGAAACACGGAGCGGCAUCACCACUGGAUAAGCUUUCCGAAGCCCUGGCUUGUUAUUUAAGCAAGGCCGGGCUGCCCGUUGUGGUUUGUGGCUGUGUGUAUCCCUGCUCCCUCUCCUGAGCUGUCCUUACGGCGACAGCGGCUCGUGUGUCCCCAGAGCCGUGCCCCUGCCCUGGGAUGUUCCCCCUGGAGCUCGGAGCAGCAGCAGUCGACCUGGGCCAACCCGAGGGGUGUCUGUCAGAGCUGCCUGGAAGGAGCUCUCGUCUUCGGAGCCAUCCUGGAGCAGAUGACUGACAAAGUAAUGAACGGGAGGGUGCCCCUGCCCGAAAAAGCCUUGUCCGAGGGCUAUGCACGGCUGCGGUACAGGGACACCUCUCUGCUCAUCUGGCAGCAGCAGCAGCAGAAACUGGAGUCGGCCCCCCCCAACACUUACCUGAGCCGGAGUCGGAGUAUGUGGUACUCACAGUACGGCAACGAAGCCAUCCUGGUGCGGGACAAAAACAAGCUGGAUGUCUCCAGGGACACGGGACAGUCGAAGUUUUGCGCCAUUAUGUAAUUUUGGUGGGUUUGCAUUAGAAAUCUACACACGGAGACAAACCAGACUGGCAGCAGGCCGGGGGAUAUGGGUUGGCACCAUCCUCCCAAGAGAGCUGCGGCUAAAGCAGCGCGUGCGGGAUGGGCCAGCAAGGCUGCCCAAAGCGUGCGUUUGUUUUCACUGUUGGUAGCGUCAGAUUUUGCAUGUCAUUGAGUGUGCGUAACGAAAACAGUCUCACUCGGGAACUCAUGAGCCUGUGUUCGCUGUCUAGCAUCUUGGCAGGGUCUGUGCUGGACCAUGUGUUGCUUGUAAGUGGCUUGUGCACCAUGAGAAACACCCGCUGUUAACUCGGGAGCCAUCCCCAGCAGGCACUUUCACUUGCGAGUCCUCACGCGUUGCCAAAGCUCUGUGAAUGCUGGCGGCAGGGAGGCGAGCACAGAUCCGCUUCCAUCCAGGCGAAAAUUUUAGGAAGUUGACCUGCAAAACUACCUGGCCAUUAGUUGUUGUGCUUGCCCCAUCUCCCUUUAAUUACUGCCCCGCAAGCGGUCUCUUGCAACCAAAGCCAUUUGUUGCGGGGGGGGGGGGAGGAAAGAGGGAAAGAAUGUGUUGAGAGUUUAUAGAGUCUGGAAUUCGGCAGUUUCACCCUGUGCCAAGCAAAGGGCCCUCUCUGAUGCCACAGUUUGGUAUGGUGGCAGUAAGAGAGGACUUCUGGCGUCGGUGGAGCUGGCUCCCUUUCCGUGCUUUGGGAACAGAUCACCAAGUCAACCGCCUGAAAGGGGGGGAGAGGCCCAGGAAAGCAACAGGAAGCAAGCUACUGUAAAUACACACAUCUCCUACCGCAGGACCUACCUGCCCCCAGAGAUCACUGGCAGAAGCACGCAGUCCCCUGAAGUUUGCUUAGCAUUCAAGUUUUAAUGCAUGCAGUAGGUUGGAAGGGUUUAUUUUCUAAUUCGGGUUGGAUAGGAGAUGUUGUGCAUGUGUUCUAAAAGUUGCGUCUUCGAGCGUUUGUUUCCACUAACUGAAGGAUUUUAGGAGGGAAAAAAUACUAGAAUUGCAUUUCUUGGGAAUAGAGACUGCUUUCAGGCUGCUUCCGUUAGGAGCUGAAUCCCUAACUUGCUCAAGGCAAGAUCAAGCUGAGAAACUCGACCCAGCAAGCACCUAAACCUUUAUUAAAAACCAAGCAGUACCUCUUCCAGGGGUGCUAAUUAGGUGCCCAGGGUUUGGCAUUCAAGUAUAACAUUUGGCUUAAGUUAUAGGCUCCCUCUGUGCCCUGCCUGGGACAUCCUCUCAGCCUGCGUGCCUGAUCCAGCAGCACUUGGGUACGGGCUUAACUUCAAGCAAAUCAGUAUUUGACGUUGACUUCAGUGAGGGUUAUUUGCCUGUCUAAAAUUAGGCACAGUCAUUACUUCUGUUUAUCUGAAACCUCCUUUGCAUAUUUCAAGCACUUUAUUUUUAUUAUUUUUUUUUAAUACAGCAAAGAAGAAUCUUGUCCGCCCUUCCUGUGUGGGUUAAAUGCUGCACUCAGUGUGCUGAGCAGAACAUACCUGUUCUAACGUGAGAUUGUAGAUGUUUGAGGUACUCAGCCCUGAUCCGUAGCACGUGUAUGCACUGCAAACUAUAGGCAGCUCAUUUAUUUUUUUUAAAUACUAUUUAUGCAUGCGUUGAUGUUUGGUACCUUACAUGUGUGCUCGUAAAACUAAACCUGCUGAUGGACCUCAGUGCUUUGCUGACCUGCGCAUUGCUCUGCAUGCUCAAACAGUCCUACUGGAUCUUGCCAGGACUAGCUCUGGAUGAGAAGGGUUUUGGUGAAUAAAUGUUUUUCAGCUGAGGGGGAAAAAAAAAAAAAAGCAUUCCAUGAGCUUCCCAAAAGGAGCAGGAUGCAGAAUGCUGGCAGCAGCAGUGCUCCUGCACUGAGCUGGUGGUGAAUGCAGAGCAUCGCCUGGGGUGUGCGAGCCACCGAGGCCCCCAGGUCGGCGAGUGAACUGAUGGUUAUCGAUGGAGAUGGGCAGGAGAUGGUCUGAGAGCUCCCCUAGAAGAAUCUGCAGGUGGAAGAGACCUGGAGAGGCAGGAGAGGGGUGUUCAGGGCCUUUCCAGCAGCCCAGGGGAACAUGCAAACUCUGGGAGUUUAAGGAACAGCACAUCCCCAAAACCAGCUGUUCACUUUCUUUUCUUAUAGAAAAAAAAACCCCACCCGUGAAUUUAUUUUUUUUUUUAUUUCA